AUGGGGGCCAUAAAGCUGUUGAUAUUAACUGCAUUAUGUUAUACUACUUAUGCAGUUCAUUUUGAAUUACCAACAUCAAGAACUACAAUUUUUGGUGAUGAAAUGUUAGAAGGAGAAAUUUUUGAAGACCUGAUCAAUAGAAAUACAAUUACAGGUUUCAAUAUCAACCCUAGUGAAUAUCGGUUACCGAGAACAACGCGGCCAGUAGAAUAUGAUCUUCUUCUACAUGUUCAUAUGGAAAGAUUAGCUUUUAACGGUACAGUAACCAUUUACCUUCACGCUACACAACCGAAUGUAAGUGAAAUAAUUAUUCACACUGAUGAAUUAUGGAUUGAAUCAGUUAUUCUGAAAAAGGAUAAUGUCAGUAUACCACAAUCAUUUGUCGAGGAGGAAGAAUUAGAUUUCCUUCGGGUACAGCUGACAAAUGGCACGUUAGAAUAUAGUGACGAGGAUAUUAUGUAUGAACUUAUUGUAAAUUUCGGAGCGGAAUUGCGACAUGAUAUGACCGGAUUAUAUAGAAGUUGGUUUCGAAACGAAAAUUAUACGGAACCAGUAAGUUAUGUAGCAACAACACACUUUCAAGCUACAGCAGCUAGAAGGGCAUUUCCCUGUUAUGACGAACCAGGUUUCAAAGCGAAAUUCAACAUAGUUAUUCGAAGACCUUCCUCAUACCGCAGUUGGACUUGUACCAAACAAUCGUCUACAAGGGAACCCUCAAUCCCAAUAGCUAAUUAUGAGGAAGAUGUUUUUGCGGUAACCCCAGUUAUGUCCACUUAUUUAUUGGCCUUUACUAUUGCUGAAUAUAAUUCAACUGAAGUAUAUGACGAUGACGGUCGUCUUUUGUAUGAAGUAAUUGCAAGACCCGCGGCUAUACGCGACAAUCAGCAGCAAUACGCACUUGAUUUUGGACAGAAACUUUUAAGGAGAAUGAGUGAUCAUGUUGGCAUAGAUUUCUAUGAUAUUGAUAAGAAUCUAAAAAUGACGCAAGCAUCUAUAUCCGAUUUUGCAGCUGGUGCUAUGGAGAACUGGGGAUUAUUGAUAUACAGGGAAGCGUAUCUUAUGUACAAUGCAAAUCAUACUAACAGUAAUUAUAAACAGCUUAUUGCCUACAUUAUGUCCCACGAGAUUGCUCACAUGUGGUUCGGAAAUCUGGUAACUUGCGAUUGGUGGAAUGACUUAUGGCUUAAUGAAGGCUUUGCUAGAUAUUAUCAAUAUUUUCUCACAGAUUGGGAAGACCAUGAAUUGGGUUUCGAUCAACGUUUCAUAAAUGAACAAGUACACGCAACUUUGCUUGCUGAUUCUGUUGAAUCUGCACAUCCUCUCACCGCCUCUGGUAUUGGAAGUCCAACUCAAGCUCGAAGCAUGUUUACAACUAUCACUUACGGUAAAGGAGCAACUAUUAUCAGAAUGACUGAGCAUCUUCUGGGAUUUGAUGUUCAUACCCAAGGUCUGAAAUAUUACUUGGACAGCAGACAAUUCAAUACAGUAUUGCCAAUUCAUCUUUCUGAAGCUCUCCAAAGAGCUGCAGUGGAAGCUGGAGCAAUAGUAGAGUAUGGGCCCGAUUUCUCUGUUAUUGAGUAUUACAAAACAUGGUCCACACAAGGUGGUCAUCCUGUACUUAACGUCCAAGUUAACCAUCAGACUGGUCAAAUGAUAGUUGUUCAGCGUCGUUUCAAUAUCAACGUCGGUUAUGGAACAGCAUCAACGAACUGGAUUAUACCAAUCACAUUUGCUACUGCUGAUGAUCCAGAUUUCAAUAACACGAAGCCUACUCAUAUUAUCACAGAUAGUAUUACUGUCAUUGAUCGCGGAUCGAUAGGCGAUCAAUGGGUUAUCUUUAAUAAACAACAAACAGGAUACUAUCGCGUAAAUUACGACAACUACACAUGGGAUCUCAUUGCUAUAGCUUUGAAGACAAACAGGACUAUUAUUCAUGAGUACAAUAGGGCACAAAUUGUCAAUGAUGUCUUCCAAUUUGCGCGUUCAGGAUUAAUGGAAUAUAAAAGAGCACUAAAUAUUCUUUCUUUCCUUGAAAACGAAACAGAAUACACGCCGUGGGUGACAGCAAUGACUGCUUUCACUUGGUUAAGAAAUAGAUUCGCGAGUACACCAUAUUUGGCAGACCUUGAGAGACUUAUCAUUGAUUGGUCUAGAAACAUAAUGGCUGAUCUCACUUACGAUCCUCAAGAUGGAGAAUCCUUCAUGAGAUCGUAUUUAAGGUCUCAAUUAGCUCCAAUCAUGUGUGCCAUGAAUGUCACCGAGUGCCAAGAAGCCGCUAUAGGAGAAUUCAAUCUCCUAAGGAAUAAUGAAACUUAUGAGGUUCCCGUCGACAGUCGCAACUGGGUAUACUGUAAUGCAUUGCGUAAAGGUUCAGAGGAUGAUUUUGAAUACCUAUGGCAGAGAUAUAAGAGCCAUCAUGUAUAUAACGAGAAGAUAUUACUUCUCUCAGUCCUUGGUUGCACUCCGCAUAGAAAUUCACUAUACACUUACAUGGAUGCAAUUGUCACUGAAAACUAUUUAAUUCGUCGACAAGAUUAUACCACAGCAUUCAAUUCAGCUGUAAGUGGAAAUGAAGUGAAUACACAAAUAGCAUUUCAAUAUAUCAAGGACAAUUUGACUUUAGUUGAUAAUGCGUUUGUAGUGAGGUCAACUUUAGCAACCCCGCUCUCAUAUGUGUCAGCCAGAUUAAGAAGCGAAGAAGAAAUAAACGAAUUUGAGCAAUGGGCGAGAGACAAUCGCGUGGCUUUGGGUGUUCAUUACAAUGAAAUAAUGAGUGGUGCAACAUCUGCCCGUAAUAGUCUGAACUGGGUCCUAGCAGCGCAAGACGACGUCCUAGACUACCUUAUAAAUAAAGGCGAUGACAUAACAACCACUACUGCAGCUAGUACUACAACAUCGACUGUUUCAACAGUAACUGCAGAUAUCGUCGUAGCACCGCCUACACCAGAGCUGCCCGACUCUGCUGUCACCACAGCGUUAUCACUAGUGUUAUUAACAUUGUCGUUUUGUGUUAACGUUAUGUUUUGA
Achroia grisella is the source of this 3027-nucleotide messenger RNA. RefSeq names its product membrane alanyl aminopeptidase-like (gene Apn3). The record is from RefSeq and is a predicted model, not a curated record. Gene Ontology annotation, biological process: peptide catabolic process; proteolysis. The transcript is spliced from 14 exons. Gene Ontology annotation, molecular function: metalloaminopeptidase activity; zinc ion binding; peptide binding. NCBI's taxonomy places the organism in Eukaryota, Metazoa, Arthropoda, Insecta, Lepidoptera, Pyralidae. The coding region runs from base 1 to 3027 and encodes 1008 amino acids. Gene Ontology annotation, cellular component: cytoplasm.